Messenger RNA from Equus caballus (horse), 522 nucleotides. RefSeq names its product ATP synthase membrane subunit g (gene ATP5MG). Gene Ontology annotation, molecular function: proton-transporting ATP synthase activity, rotational mechanism. Lineage: Eukaryota; Metazoa; Chordata; Mammalia; Perissodactyla; Equidae. Gene Ontology annotation, biological process: proton motive force-driven ATP synthesis. The record is from RefSeq and is a predicted model, not a curated record.
AGAGGAGGCCUGACCUUGGAAGCGGAACGGGGUCCUGCGGCGGGUCCUUCCGGGGGGUGACAUUCAGCCUGCCGUUCGGGCCGACGGGCUUUCUGUCCUGGAACCAUGGCCCAGUUUGUCCGCAACCUCGCGGAGAAGGCCCCGGCGCUGGUGAACGCUGCUGUGACUUACUCGAAGCCUCGACUGGCCACAUUUUGGCACUAUGCCAAAGUUGAGCUGGUUCCUCCAACCCCUGCUGAGAUCCCUACAGCUAUUCAGAGCUUGAAAAAAAUAGUCAAUAGUGCUCAAACUGGUAGCUUCAAACAGCUCUCAGUUAAGGAAGCUCUGCUGAAUGGUUUGGUGGCCACUGAGGUGUGGAUGUGGUUUUAUGUUGGCGAGAUCAUAGGCAAGCGUGGCAUCAUUGGCUAUAAUGUUUGAAGACCAAUCUUUAACGUCUGUUUAUAUUUGGUUUAUUAUUUGAGUGUUCUUGGACCAUGCGUGAUGCGACUUGUAUUUGAAUAAAAUAAAGAUAACGUGUGAAAA